Molecule: messenger RNA, 3167 nt
Organism: Drosophila novamexicana
Lineage: Eukaryota; Metazoa; Arthropoda; Insecta; Diptera; Drosophilidae
Exons: 3
Coding region: 276-3089 (937 amino acids)
Source: RefSeq, a predicted model, not a curated record
UUCUCCUCACACAGGCAAAAUAAAUAAUAUAUUAAAACAUUUGUGUCAUGAAAUGAAAAAAGCAUCAUUUUUGUAAUACCCCAUGCCUUCUUUUUCAACACAAAGCUGUACAUUUAUUUUUUUUUAGUCUUGUCACACGCAAGCCUAGUUUUGUUUUAAAAAUUGUAUUCAUAAUUUUUAAAUUUCCCAGUUCUGGGUUUUAUGCGCACAUUUUAUAAAGCGUACAAAUUCAGCGAAACCUAACAUAAGCAAGAAUAAAAUUGUACAUCAAUAAAAUGAGAUUGUGUAACUUUGUCCUUGAUGUUAUUGUGACAAAAUUAAAGUUAUCACACCUAAAUCUUCAAGAUCCACAUAAACUUCAAGUGCAGGUUAAAUUUAACAAGAUGACAAUAUGUUUAUCAGCAAGCAAGAUCAAUGUAACCGAUUUCAAACCUGGCUCUGGCACUAAUUUUGAGAUAACACCAGAAGACCUGCGCCAAAAUGUUGAGAAAUUGGGAAUGUCCAUCUUAGUUAAGUAUGACGGAUUCGUUGUCGGCACAGGUCAGUUAAGUUUUCCCAACAUCAUCAUUGAAAGGAUUGCAGUAGGUAUGACUGAUUUGAUACAUUCAGACACCUGCAAAAUCGAACGGAAUAGUGAAGUUGUAGGCACAGUUGAGUUGCUCUGCCGUCUUAUAAUUAAAUGCGAUGAUGAGCAAAUGCCGUUGGAAAACAAUGCGCAAUAUAAUGUAGACAAAAAUAUCAACGAGCAGGAUAUCCUGUUUCUUUUAAGUGAGUCCCAGCCGUACCCCAUCCCAUGCGAACCUUGCCAAGACACAUUGGAAGACGAUGAAGGUGACGAGCGCCUGAAGUUGGAUUUGCAACGAUAUCGCAGCUCGAAUGCUUGCGGCCUUCGGGACUCAAAAUCUCUCACAUAUAAUAGCACUGGCAACGCCGCUCUUACACCACUUAAGAAAUUGGUGCAAGACUGUAAGGAGAUUAUUGACUCUAUUAUUCCGGUGCCACCAUGCCGUAAAGCCGAGAAGCUGCGAAGUUCCUCGAGUGAAGUCUGUUAUUCUCCACAGCCACAAAAUUCACCAUGCUUUUCCUACUUGCCAACAGAACAAUAUGAUAAUUUCUGUAGUCCAAGGUUUCUAAGCCAGCCCAUCAAUGAUGGAAGGAACCCACAUAUCAUGCCCAUACGCUUCUGUCCCGUUUGUCUCAACAAUAUGUCAUGGCUACCAAUAUUUGCCUCCUGUCCAAAGUGCGGAGUCAAGCCCAUACCGGUCGUUGAUGACCCUCCCAAUGAGAAGGAGCUGACUGCCGAACAAAUACUGAUCGACUUUUUGGGUAAGCCGACAGUUAACAGUGAAGAUCUAUAUGCGGAUCCCCAUGCCCAAAAAGGCAAAGAAAAUUCACCUCAGGAGGUACAGACCAGAUGUCGGUGCUCGUGCGAGAAAAAACUGUGUGCUCAUUGCCGAAUACGUAAACUGUGCGCCGAUAUCUUUAAGCCAGAUGAGAGGCAAACCUCUAAGUUGCCCGAUGGGGGACAACAAGAUUAUUGUGUAAAAUCAGAUGACUCUCGCCCACAUCUCGCUAAAGUGUUCUCCGAUCUACGCGAUCUCUACUAUAGCAAAGAUAUGAAACGAGGCUCGUUGUUCGAUGAUAAAUGUGAAGGCAAUGCAAUGCACAAAGUGAACAUGCAAAACUUGGGCUUAUCCCUCAAUCGAAAACGGAAAGCUAAAGCAACGAAUCAAAGCAGUGGCCACAAAGAGCUGAAUUAUCACUCCCACAACCAUAAUCGGUUAGCAGGACACAAGACCUGUGCGAAUAAGCAACGCCGAGUCCCACGACGCCACGGCUGGGCGUGGUCCUCAAGUCAAGAGGCACGCAACUAUGGCUGGAAACCCGGCGCAGUUCUCAAGCCCAUUAAGAAGCUUAUGAAUUUCUUUUUGUAUUACUCGCCACCCCAAAAUGCAUAUGAUGCGUGCAUGGAGCAACUGGAAGUCGAAAAAGAUCUCGAAAGUGAGUUGCCCAUUCUUAACGUGUGCAAGAAAAAGGGCGAAGUCUUCAUUACCCUGCGAGCGGUCAGCAACAAGCAUGUUGAUAUGAAGCCCAUUGUAUUUAAGAUAGUUAAAAGCAACUUGGCUGUCGCUUUAAGCCAGAUCAAGAAAAAGUUGAAAGAGAAAGGUUUUCCCAAAUGCAUCUGCCACAAGACGGUUAUGAUGUGUGUCUGUCGCAACAACAUUGAAAAGAAGCAUCUUGAGGGUGCACUGCAAAAGGAGUGCAAGCGUCGCGGCAUAGAAAAUUGCGUAGAUCAUCUGGUCCUGACAGACACCAGUGACAGCGAAGUGGACUAUGAUUUUGAUGUGACACCGCCGGCGUGCGUGGCGAAGCCUCGUACAUUACCAAAGCCACUCACCGUCAACAAUGCCACCCAGUGCACAAAAAAAAAUCGAAUCGUGCUCCCAAAUAAUCCAUUCAAACGCGGCCUCUACUGGCGCGCCUAUGAUUGUGCUACCGGUGAUCGUUACACGGGCACAGCCUUCGGUGCUCCAGCAGAGGAAGUGUUUGAGGAUGGUGUCUUUGGAUAUAGGGGUGGCGGUGCACAUGGUGCAAAUGCUACUCUAGGCGGCCGACCUAAAAAUAAGGCUAUUUGGGGAAACAGUUCCGGAGGGCCUAUGCGCGCUGGCGGACGUUCUGCUCCUUAUGGUAAUUUAAUAAGUCAAGUGGGCGAAAAAUCAUUUCCCGGUGCUAAAAGGGGCCCUGCUGCCAAAGGAGUUGGCAGUAAGCCAAUUCCUGUAAAAAUGACUAAGCGAGCUCAAUUAGCUGCCAAAAAUAUCUUAAAUCAAUCUCAUCUCGAAAAGACUCGUGAAAAGACAAAGUCUGAAAAAAUGAUAAUGUAUUUAAAAAAACAUGGCCUAUUUUUAGGGGGAAAGGAUAAGGAAAAAGGUGCAUCUAAUGUUGGUCCGGACGGAAUAACCGAUGCGCAACGUAGACGUCGCGCUCUGCUGCAAGUCCCCCCGCAACCCAUUGAGUUUGUGACGCGCCUGGGGAAGGGCUUUGAUCCGUGUACUGCUCAAUGCAAUUGUGAAUUCGGUGGGGAUUACUAACCCAGCCAUGUGCUUAUUAUGGCUACGGACCAGUCGACUGGCAAAAAAAAUGCCAUUUGUAUGAUCUAUUAAAUUUUU